AUGCGACCACCACGCCUUCUUCUCGUCCUAUUCUUCUUAAUAUUCUGCCCCAUUUUCCUCACCAUCUUCUCCGCCUUCUCGUCACCGCGUAUCUCGACCUCAGAAACGCCCGCUGGUCGGACGACUGGACUGCAUGCUUUGUUUUCCUUUAACAUUCCAUCCUCGCUCUUCCCGCCAUCUGCGGUCAUCAGUCUGACCGAUGAUAAUUCAACCUUUUUCCUGGCCCGCCCUGCGGCAUUUGGCCCGCUGUUGCCUGGCAAAGGCCUCAGUGGCAAACUCUGGGUCGGCAGCGGGUUUGGCGAAGGGAGUCUGAUGACGGGAACAGGAGGCGAGCUGGGCUGCUCAGAUAUACCUGGAUGGGGGGAGAACAAUCGAGCCAAAAUUUACGACACUGCAGGCAAGAUCGUCACGCAGAAGGCCCGGAAUUCUAUCGGAGGAGUGUCCGGCGAGAAUACGAUUCUACAAAGCCGAGCAUACCUUGCCCCGCCAGCGGGCUCGGCUGGCCAGAUCGAGCGACGCGAGUCUGUGGCUUCCCAAACCCCGAACGACGGAACAGACGAUCAUUUGCAUAUCCCCUUAGCGGAUCCUGCUGAUUCGGAAGAAAGGCAAGCUCCGACAUAUCCAGAUUCACUCUCAGUCAAGAAAUCCUCUCAUGCCGACAUUCAAUCCCUGCAGGAGACUGCGGAGAUUGAGGGCAACAUUGUCCUUCUCAGUCGAGGUGGCUGUGGAUUUCUGGAGAAAGUGAUGUGGGCGCAACGUCGCGGCGCUAUUGCCGUGAUUGUUGGCGAUGAUACCCGAGGAGGCAACCUGGUGACGAUGUACGCGCGUGGCGAUACAUCGAAUGCCACGAUUCCUGCUAUUUUCACGUCUUAUACUACUGCGCAUCUCCUCUCUUCACUCAUCCCAUCACAUUCCGGCUCGGUCACUAACCCGGGCUCGAAGCCUUCACAUGCAAAAUCUGCCGGUCAGACGACUAUGGGCAUUCCCGCGGUAGCAGAGCCUACAAGCAGUUUGGCACCGAUUAGCCCUGCAUCGACUUCUACUGUUGCGUCCAAGGACAACUCUGCUUCCCUUGACUCGAAUUCGAAUGGCGGUUUCCUGCGUGCUUUGGGCUCGUUGCUCGGGCUAUGCAACAAAUCCGGUAAUUCAAACCGUCAAGUGGACAGCCGCCGCCCGCCGAGUAGCGGGGAGAUCGAUUGGCUGGUCCCCGGCGCUCUGGAGACCAAGGGAUCAUUCUCUAGCUCUUCUCAGCAUGGAAAAGAGUCCAUUCGCCGCGGUCGCAAUAAAGCCGGCACCACACGGACCUCAAAGGGCUCUCAAAUGUCCAAGGAAGACGAUGAAAUCGGCAGCGAAGACUUCAUAAUCGGCGUCCAGGACUGGAGGGAUCCAGACCUCAUCGCCCCCAAGGAAAAAACACUGGCACUACCCAGCACGACACCUCAAGGUGACCCGAAGUCUCAGAAGACGCCAACGGACGAAGAACCGGCUUCUCCCUCCAAUAUGCCUCUCGGUGGUAGCAUCACUCCGGGAAGCGGUGAAUAUCAGAGUGUAGAAAAGCUUACCGGCCACGGUCGUGAUGCUGGCAUGACCCACAACAAGCACGGCUCAAGCGCGUCGUCCUUAGUGUCCACUUCCUCUGCAAAAUACUGGUUCUCUGACCAUUUUGGAUGGGGUCGCAAACACGAGCAGCCCGCUCAGCCUUCCAAAGCUGCUGCACCCAAGCAGGACGCGGUACUUCAGGACAGUAACCCCGUGCCAUCCUGGCUUGACCUGGGAAAGCCUCCUGUUUCAGAUCAUGAGGGACUCUGGGUCACUCUGUCUCCCACCAGUGUGUCAACCAGCCCAUUUUUUGAUACCCUGUUGGUGUUGGUUGUCAGUCCACUCUUGACAUUAACAAUGGUCUACGGACUGCUCCUGCUGCGAUCACGGAUGCGACGGCGCCGAUGGCGCGCACCGAAGUCCGUUGUUGAACGGCUCCCUGUCCGCACAUAUCACACCAUUGCCCGAACUCCGUCAACGUCAAGCUCUGAAUCGCUUAGACCAGCCAGUCCGGGGCCUGUGACGCCAUCAUCUCCACUGCUGGCCCACUCAAGCCGUUCAGAUCGCCCACGUCUAGCUCGCUCACGCUCCCAGACAGUCGCCGGUAUUAUCACCAAUUCGGCGUCUUUGCCCAAAGAGGAGAAGAUAGCCAGUUCACAGACUGGUUCUACGCUCUGGAGGCGUAAUACACCGUGGUUGACCACUCGCCGACGCACAUGCCCAAUAUGCAAGGGCGACGUUGUCCGCUCGAUGGGCCAUUCCCAAGCGUCCGACCCCGAUGACCACGACGAACCCUCCGGCCGCUUUCAAUCUCGAGAACAAACCGAGCAGUCUGAUACAGCCUCCCCAGUGGUACCCAUAGCCGGCAUCCCCGAAGCUGCCGACCCGGAUGACGAGCAGAGCGUGGGUCUUCUUUCUGAUCAGCCCGCUUCUGCUUCACAAUCUAGUUGGCGAAAUUUUGCCUCUUUCAGUUUCUCGGCCUUAGGCGGAGAUAGUGUAUGGAAUCAAGCCCGGGCGGAUCGCAAUCGUUAG
This is a messenger RNA of Penicillium diatomitis, 2571 nucleotides long. RefSeq names its product PA and RING finger domain protein. The transcript has 2 exons. The record is from RefSeq and is a predicted model, not a curated record. NCBI's taxonomy places the organism in Eukaryota, Fungi, Ascomycota, Eurotiomycetes, Eurotiales, Aspergillaceae. Bases 1 to 2571 code for a protein of 856 amino acids.